Messenger RNA from Patella vulgata (common limpet), 1846 nucleotides. Its product is annotated as collagen alpha-1(XII) chain-like. NCBI's taxonomy places the organism in Eukaryota, Metazoa, Mollusca, Gastropoda, Patellidae. The transcript is spliced from 3 exons. The record is from RefSeq and is a predicted model, not a curated record. The coding region runs from base 47 to 1588 and encodes 513 amino acids.
GAAUGAAGAAGUGAAUUUGAAAUUAAGAAAUCAAACUGACACAAACAUGUACUGUUGUAAACAAUUGGUUUCAGUUAUCAUCUUUUGUGCCAUCAGCCUAAAUUCACAGAAAUAUGAUGAAGGCCAGAGGGAUAUCGUUCUUUUAUUAGAUUCUUCGGGAAGUGUGGGAGCGCAUAAUUUCUACAAAUCAAAAUUAUUCGUAAGGAAUUUCGUUGACAGUUUACAAAUUGCUGCGGAUAAAGUGCAAGUAAGUUUAAUUCUAUUUAGCACAAAACCAAAGAAAAUAUUUUGGUUGAAUGAUUUCAGUGAUAAAGCCAAAAUCAAAAGUGUGGUUAUGAAAAUUCCCUACAGAGGUGGAAGCACAGCUACUGCACAUGCGUUGCGUUUUACGAAUGACUAUGUACUAUCAAAUGACCAUGGUGACCGAGAAGCAGCACCAGAUUUGAUAAUUGUGAUCACUGAUGGAAAGUCAAACAAGCCAGAAGAAACGAUUUCUUCAGCUAAGGUACUUCACGACCGUGGUGUUGACAUUGUAUCUAUAGGAGUUGGAGAUAAAGUUGAUGCCACAGAAUUACACACUAUAGCCUCUGAUAGAAAUUUGGCUAUUCAGGUCGAUAAUUUUGAUAAAUUAAAUAAUUUAAAAACUACAUUGUUCCAGGCAGCGUGUGAAGGAUUAAAGACAACUACAAGAAGAACCACAGCUAUAGAAGUGACUUCCGCACGUCGACUGACUGAUACAACUUUGUAUAAAAUGUUCAGUGAUGUAGCAACCGAUUCUACAGAACAGACUGGAUCUGACAGACCAACUAACAUGUACGAUUCUUAUAAUACACGUUCAUUAAUUACUGCUACAAGUGAAGAUUUCACAACACCGGAUUCAUCUGGCACAACUAGUGAAAGUUUCACAACACCGAAUCCAUCUGGCACGACUGCUACUUACAUAACAAAUGACACCAAACCAGGAAGAUAUUUCACAACGCCAACGAACAGUCGAACUAGGUCAAGUUUUAAAACUUUAGUCGAUUUGAAUAUUGAGACCACCACAUCGACUAUGCUUUCAACAACAGAUUUUGAAGGUACAGUUUACAGCAACAUGGCAGAAAGACAUACAACUGUUCCAUUCACAACUUCGACUCUUGUUACUAAGAAAGCGCAACAACCGCUCACCGUCGAAAUACCAGAUGAAUUAAUGACUAACAGUUCCUUAACUCGAUCAUCACGGUCGUUUGUUAAAUCAAAAUUUAAAUUAUCUACUUUUCAAACUAGAAUUCACACAUUUAAAAAAGCCCAAAGCAGACAAGAAAAUCACAGUACAACAGAAACUGUGUUGGUUACGGAGAAUAAUAUAUAUCCAAUUACGGUUAGUUUCCAGAAUAAAACAACUAUGGUCAAUCUAUCCACAGACAUGGACACAAAUGGGACCGAUAAAUUAAAUUUGGAUAAAUUAAUCAAUGAAUGGGCAACAAUAGUCGGAAUAACGACAGGGGCAGCUUUACUCGGUGCCGCAGCUUUUGGUACUCUAAUCUGGGUGCUUAGGCGACGUCACAAUAGAGAAUCAAAUCUUCCUGCUCAGGAAAGAGAUGUGUAGAUGGCGGUUGUUGAUGUUUGUAAUCUAAACGGUUUCUUAUUUAGUCUAUUUAAAAUCUGGUUCUCUGAUAAUCAUUACCAAAAAUAUGUAGAAGGGAAUUUUAAUCACUACCUGAUAUUAAUCCUAUAUAUUAUAUUUCUGGAUUCAUUCAAAGUUUUGUAUAAUUUUCUUCCUGUAACUGUGGUAAAAUAUUUACCUGCGGUAAUUAAUGAGACACUUUUUUAAAAUAGAAACGGGUCAUGUGGUCUUUUUUUAAAG